Messenger RNA from Danaus chrysippus (African queen), 1440 nucleotides. The record is from the annotation of a GenBank genome assembly. Lineage: Eukaryota; Metazoa; Arthropoda; Insecta; Lepidoptera; Nymphalidae.
AUGUCUGUUAUGGGCAAAAUUAUCGUGCCUAAUGUAUGCCGUCGUAAUUUUAUUAAUAUAAGCGCCUCAUUACAAUCUGUGAGAUCAAAUCGAAGUUAUUUUACAUACACUCAAGAAUUGUCUCAGCCCUUAGACCGAAAACCCGAAUUUGUUAGUGCCAAGGAAGCUUUUGAAAAAUGUUUGAAGUCUGGUCAAACUGUUUUCGCUCAGGGCGCCGCAGCGACCCCUGUUCCUCUCCUGAAUGCUAUGACGGAUGUUGGUAAAGCAGGUUCAUUGAAAGACAUCAAGGUUGUGCAUAUGCAUACUGAGAGGGACGCGCCGUAUGUUGCUCCGGAAUGCAAGGAUAUUUUCAGGUCCGUGUCAUUGUUCAUGGCGGCGAAUGUUCGUCAAUCAGUAGCCGAGGGUCGUUCAGACGCCAUCCCCAUCUUCCUACAAGACAUCCCCAAGUUAUUCCACAGGAAGAUCAUAAGACCAGACAUCGCUGUCAUACAGGUUUCUCCCCCAGACCAGCACGGCUACUGCAGCCUCGGUACAUCCGUGGAUUGUGUGAGAUCUGCUCUGGUUAACUCAAAAAUUAUUAUAGCUCAAGUAAACGUGAAUAUGCCACGAACUUUCGGUGACGCGAUCAUCCACGUGUCACACGUUGAUUAUGCAGUAGAAGACAACACGCCGCUACCCGAACAUGGAGGGAAGGCGGCCACGGCUGAGGAGACGCAGAUAGGACAACUGAUAGGAGAUAACCUGGUGGAAGACGGAGCUACGCUACAGAUGGGUAUUGGUAACAUACCUGAUGCUGUGCUCUCCGCUCUGAAGAAUCACAAAGACCUUGGAAUACAUUCAGAGAUGUUCAGUGUGGGGGUCAUUGACCUCGUGAGGAGGGGGUGUGUCACCAAUAACAAGAAGAAAAAUCACAAAGGUCGUAUAGUUGGCAGUUUCCUCGUUGGUAACAAGGAGCUCUACGACUUUGUGGACAACAAUCCGUUUAUAGAAAUGUUGGAGAUAGAUUACGUCAACAACACACACAUAGUGUCAUUACAGCCGACUAUGACUGCCAUCAAUUCCUGCAUCGAAGUAGAUCUUACUGGACAAAUUUGUGCUGACUCUAUAGGUACCCGUAUGUUUUCCGGGUUCGGUGGCCAAGUGGACUUCAUCCGUGGUGCAGCGGAGUCAGUUGAUGGUAAAGGGAAACCUAUCAUAGCAUUGGUUUCCAACACCAAGAGGGGCGAGUCUAAGAUUGUACCCACGCUGAAAAUUGGCGCGGGAGUAGUAACUACUAGGGCGCACGUGCAUUAUGUAGUAACUGAACAAGGCAUAGCUUACUUGUUCGGUAAAACAUUAAGACAACGAGCAUAUGAGCUCAUUAAAAUAGCUCACCCAGACCAUCGUGAAGCACUCGAAAAGGCUGCCUUCGAGCGACUCAAAUGCAUGCCAGCACCUUAA